This is a messenger RNA of Soboliphyme baturini, 273 nucleotides long. The record is from the annotation of a GenBank genome assembly. NCBI's taxonomy places the organism in Eukaryota, Metazoa, Nematoda, Enoplea, Dioctophymatida, Soboliphymatidae.
AUGCCGGCAAUAUUCCCAUGGGAGAAGAACCCGGACGAGGAAGAAGAGGACUUGAUUUUCGUCGGUGAGUCGAAUGGCCCUCACAGACCCCCUACCACUCACCGCUCUAGCAAGACGUCGCUGUGCGUCUCGCAACGUCGAUACCAGGCGAGCACCAGGCGACGCAAUGCGAAUCUGUGGAAGCCGCUGCCCUUGCCGUCAUGCAGCCUCGCUCACGGCGCCGACGUCGUUGGCCGGAUUCCCUCAAUUUUCAUGGAUUCGAAAGGUAAAUAA